Molecule: messenger RNA, 738 nt
Organism: Torulaspora delbrueckii
Lineage: Eukaryota; Fungi; Ascomycota; Saccharomycetes; Saccharomycetales; Saccharomycetaceae
Gene: AIM2
Product: protein AIM2
Exons: 1
Coding region: 1-738 (245 amino acids)
Molecular function (GO): hydrolase activity
Source: RefSeq, a predicted model, not a curated record
AUGGCUUCCAAUCCUCCAGGUGCAUGUUGCUUUAAAGGCUUUUAUCAUGAGGGAACACCCAAAGGAACCUUAAGCGAUUUAUAUGGUAUUGAUACCUAUGUAACUGGGAGUCAAUCCAACGAAAAAGUCAUCGUUAUCAUAACUGACAUUUAUGGUCACAAAUUCAACAACACCCAGUUAGUUGCAGAUACAUUGGGUGAUGCCGGAUUUCGAGUCUACAUACCUGAUAUCCUCUUCGGUGAUGCGAUUGAGAAGCUUGACGGAUCUGUGGAUUUCAAUGAAUGGCUGGGAAAACACAACCCCCAAAAGACAAAAGCGAUAGUUGAUCAAUUUUUGUCUGGCUUGAAAAAGGAGAACUCUCCUAAAUUUGUUGGUAUCGUUGGUCACUGUUUUGGUGCUAAAUAUGCCAUUCAGCAGAUCCACGCUACUGAGGGUCUUGCUGACGUUUGCGCCGUUGCUCAUCCAUCAUUCGUGAGCAUAGAGGAGAUCGCUGCAAUUGGAAAGGAAAAGCCACUGUUGAUCUCUGCUGCCGAGAAUGACUCUAUAUUCCCACCGGAGUUGAGACAUCAGUCUGAGGCCAAGUUAGCAGAGAUUGGUGCCAGGUACCAAUUAGAUCUAUUCAGCGGGGUUUCCCACGGGUUUGCUGUAAGAGGUGAUACAUCAGAUCCAGUUGUCAGGUACGCUAAAGAAAAAGCUUUGGUCGAUCAAAUUUACUGGUUCAAUCAUUUCUCCGAUUAG